CACCAAUUAAACCGACUACACUCUUCAAAAAAUGGCAAAUACAAAAUUAUCUUGCUUUAUACUAUCCUUACUAACUUUCUUUCUUGUAACCAAAGCUGAACAAUGUGGCUCACAAGCUAAUGGAGCUGUUUGCCCUAACGGUUUAUGUUGUAGCAAAUUUGGUUAUUGUGGUAACACUGAUCAAUAUUGUGGAGCUGGUUGUCAAAGCCAAUGUAAAUCUACUUCGACACCGACACCGACAACACCAACACCUAGCGGUGGUGGUGAUGUUGCUAGGCUUAUUCCUCAAAGUUUGUUUGACCAAAUGCUUAAAUAUAGAAAUGAUGGAAGGUGUGUUGGUCAUGGGUUUUAUACCUAUGAUGCUUUCAUUGCUGCUGCUAGAUCUUUUAAUGGAUUUGGUUCUACCGGUGAUGAUAAUACAAAGAAGAAGGAACUUGCUGCUUUUUUGGCUCAAACUUCUCAUGAAACCACAGGAGGAUGGCCAAGUGCACCAGACGGUCCAUACGCAUGGGGAUAUUGCUUUAUAAACGAACAAAAUGCACAGGGAGACUUUUGUACUUCUAGAGAUUGGCCAUGUGCUCCUGGGAAAAGAUACUAUGGCAGAGGACCAAUUCAACUCACUCACAACUACAACUAUGGUCAAGCCGGUAAAGCCAUUAAUGAAGACUUGAUUAACAAUCCGGAUUUAGUUGCCACAAAUCCAACUGUGUCAUUCAAGACAGCCAUAUGGUUUUGGAUGACCCCACAAUCAAACAAGCCAUCAAGCCAUGAUGUGAUUAUUGGAAGAUGGACACCAACUGCUGCUGAUAGGUCAGCCGGGCGGGUCCCUGGAUACGGCGUGAUCACCAACAUAAUCAAUGGCGGGCUCGAAUGCGGGCAUGGUCAGGACAAUCGGGUUGAUGAUCGGGUCGGGUUUUAUAAAAGGUAUUGUCAAAUAUUGGGAGUGAACCCUGGUGAUAAUUUGGACUGCAACAACCAAAGGCCAUUUGUGGCAAAUACAAAAUUCUCGUGCAUGAUACUAUGUUUACUACUACCUUUCUUUCUGGGAUCCAAAGCAGAUGUUGGAAGCCUUAUUCCUUCUUCUCUAUUUGAUCAAUUGCUUAAAUACAGAAAUGAUAAUCGGUGUCCUGGUCAUGGAUUUUAUACAUAUGAUAGUUUUAUUGCUGCUGCUGGAUCUUUUGAUGGAUUUGGUACUACGGGUGAUGAUACCACACGCAAGAGGGAACUUGCUGCUUUCUUGGCUCAAACAUCUCAUGAAACCACAGGAGGAUGGCCAAGUGCACCAGACGGUCCAUACGCAUGGGGAUAUUGCUUUAUAAACGAACAAAAUGCACAGGGAGACUUUUGUACUUCUAGAGAUUGGCCAUGUGCUCCUGGUAAAAGAUACUAUGGCAGAGGACCAAUUCAACUCACUCACAACUACAACUAUGGUCAAGCUGGUAAAGCCAUUAAUGAAGACUUGAUUAACAAUCCGGAUUUAGUUGCCACAAAUCCAACUGUGUCAUUCAAGACAGCCAUAUGGUUUUGGAUGACCGCACAAUCAAACAAGCCAUCAAGCCAUGAUGUGAUUAUUGGAAGAUGGACACCAACUGCUGCUGAUAGGUCAGCCGGACGGGUCCCUGGAUAUGGCGUGAUCACCAACAUAAUCAAUGGUGGGCUCGAAUGCGGGCAUGGUCAGGACAAUCGGGUUGAUGAUCGGGUCGGGUUUUAUAAAAGGUAUUGUCAAAUAUUUGGAGUGAACCCCGGUGAUAAUUUGGAUUGCAACAACCAAAGGCCAUUUGCUUAAGGAAAUUGGCGUUAAAGUUAAUUAUGAAGUACUUUAUCCGUCCCAAAAUAUAAGCAAAAGUUUGUCAACAAAAAUAAAUGUAUUUAGUUCAAAUUUUGAAUCAAAUAUAUCAAGUUUGUUUGAUUCAUUUUUACCUUAUAUUUUAGGACGGAGGUAAUAUAGUAAUAAUAAAGGGAUCACAAUGAAUGAUCCUACAUGUAACUGGAAUCUUCUUGCUAAAUAAAAUAGAUUCCACAUAGUUAAUUUAAAUAAAAUAAUUUUGAUGGCCGGUUUACCAUCUUUUAUGACUAAAA
Molecule: messenger RNA, 2079 nt
Organism: Trifolium pratense (red clover)
Lineage: Eukaryota; Viridiplantae; Streptophyta; Magnoliopsida; Fabales; Fabaceae
Product: endochitinase-like
Exons: 6
Coding region: 32-1786 (584 amino acids)
Biological process (GO): chitin catabolic process; cell wall macromolecule catabolic process; defense response to fungus
Molecular function (GO): chitin binding; chitinase activity
Source: RefSeq, a predicted model, not a curated record